AUGCCUUCAUCAUCGAAGGCGAAGGAGGAGGCGGAGCUUCGCAAGAUAGCCAGGCAGGCGCGGCUCUCCCGCAAGGAGGCGGCAGCGAAAGAGCGCCGACGGGUGCAGCGCGGGAGGAGUGCCGCAGAACCCACCGCUGUUGCUGCCACUGACAGCAACACACACAGACGGAGGGGCGCUCUCGUUUUGCCAGCGGAGGUGGAGGAACUUCGGCAGCGUAUCUCCUCUGCACCGUCGGCAUCGUCGUCGUCGUCGUCGUCGCGACGCUCUCGCCUUGAGGAGCCGCCGUACGGCAUGGAGGUGCACCACAAGAAGAAGCAAAUUAUUGUGACAGUGACCCUGCACCACGUCCCCCCGGCACACGUGGACGUUAGCGAGACGACGGAUGAGAGGCUCGUCGUUGACACGAGCAAGCACACAAAGAAGUACCGGCUGGAGUUGCCCAUACCGGACGGAAUGCGCGUCAACGCUGAGGAGGCGGCAUGUGAGAUGAACGCUGACAACGGUGUGCUGACCUGUGUGCUGCCCAUCAGGGGCGACAUUGCCGAGUCGCUGCAGACAGAGCGGGCAAAGAUGUUGGACGACAUACGGAAGCAAAAGUCCCUGAGGUUUCGCAUCAGCGCCGACGGAGAGCUGAAGGUGCGUAGUCGUCAGGCUCUGCUGGCAAAGAGCGAGCGGGCACAGGCGGCCCUGAUGGAGCAAAAAAAGAGGAAUAAGGUGCGGGUGGAGCAGGACGCUGUCGAAGCUGAGGAAACCACCGGGGAUGAGGACAAGGCGGAGGUUGCAGUCACAGCCGCAACAGGUGACGCUGGAAAAAGGAAGACGAAUAAGAACAGUGCACCCGAGGAGGAGGAGGAACCGGCUAAGAAACGCAGCAAAAAAGAGACGGCCUUAGCGCUUUGCGGCGGGACGGCAAAUGCGCAGGGUUUCCAGAAGGGCAGCGGCACCAUCAAGAAGCAAUCGGAGCGACACCCGUCACAAUUAACUGGGACGAAGGCAGCUGCUGGCAGUGCAUUCGACGAGGAGCACAAGAAGGCGAUGGAAAUCGCCAAGUCUGCCGGGAAGGCCGCACGGAUGACGCUGCGGGAGAGCAUCGCACAAGCCAACGCACGGCAGAAAAAGAUGCAGGAGCGUAUUUCUGUACGUACUUCCCGUCGCAGCUUACGGACAGAGCGGACUCAGGACUCCUUUGCCCGCAUCCUAGAGGAGCAGAAGCAACAGCUGCUGGCACGUGCCGAGUUGAAUGCCUCCAUGGCGGCCUCAGAAAAGAAGGCGGCAGCGGACCGAAAGGAGGGAGGCAAGACCGUCACGUUUGCAGCCGUGGAAGAGUAG
Molecule: messenger RNA, 1332 nt
Organism: Trypanosoma rangeli
Lineage: Eukaryota; Euglenozoa; Kinetoplastea; Trypanosomatida; Trypanosomatidae
Exons: 1
Coding region: 1-1332 (443 amino acids)
Source: RefSeq, a predicted model, not a curated record